AUUUUGAUGUGCUGAGUCCGAGCCGGCCAUGUUUGAGUGUAGAGUGUGAUCAGGUCGGAGCUCGCGCUGAUUUACUGUGAUUAUAUAAAACAGCAGGAAUGUCCGGGAUCGAUUUCCACUCGCAGAUCUCCGCGAUCAUGCAGGCGCUCGCGGGCGCGGCGGUGGCGGAAAUCUGCAAACUGAUAGAGGAGAGCGGCGCGGCGCUGCGGCUGGAGAUCAAACACAGCCGACAGGAGAACGAGUUCCUGAGAAACAGAGUGAGAGUGAUGGAGAGAGCCUUACUGAACACGGAGAGAGAGAGAGACCCCCCAGUAGGUUUUUCCCAGUUAAAGAGAUCAGCAGUUUCCAGCAGAACUGAGCACAACUCUACAGACCAGCACACAGAACUGCCCGGACAAGCAAACAGCAUCAAAAACGAGCCUGUAGACCUGGAGAAGGAGCCAGACGUGCUGAUCGUGAAAGAAGAAACUGUACAGCCAGCGUUCGGCGGCUCCUCCUGUGCAGUGCAGUUGUCAUUCAGAGCUAACCUGUGCCACACGAAGAGAAUUUACACUUCUCAGGAACCAAACUCUGGAACUGGCUCUAAAGAGGGUAAAAUGGUGCUGAGUGUGGAGUCUGCAGUGCAGCAGGUUGCGUUUGUUGCUGUGGAUACGACUGAAACCGGUGUUCAGAGCGAGGCCAGCGUCGGCACGGACCUGAAAAUGCCGAUCGCAGAAGCCGAAACAACAGGAAGCGACUUCGAUCAACAACAUUUAGAAAACCUGUCGGCUCAGCAGUCGACUUCCACGACUGAGGUGAAGUCCGAUUUCCUGGCGGUCGAAGAGGAACCGGACGGACUGGCAGCAGUUCUGCAGGGAGGCUCGGACCAAUCGUUCCUGCAGGAAAAUGGAGCUUCUGAACAGCAGAACUUGGGUUUUGUUGACUCCUUCACUGGUGUGAGUUUAGACCACGUAUCUUGGAUUUGUGACCGUCAGGUUCAUUCUAACCAAACUCCCAGCGGCCCGUCGGACUGCGCCGUGUGCGGUAAGAGCUUCAGCCACACAUGGCAGCUGAAGCACCACGAGCGAGUCCACGCCGAGGAGAGGGUGUACCGCUGCGGACGCUGCGGACGCCAGUUCCCCCAGCUGUGCAGACUGAAGCGCCACGAGAGGGUCCACACCGGCGAAAAGCCCUUCCGCUGCUCCAAGUGCGGCAAACACUUCUCUCAGGCCAACAACCUCAAGGUCCACCAGAGCGUCCACACCGGCGAGCGCCGCUUCAGCUGCGCCCAGUGCGGCAAGAACUUCUCCUUCCUCAGCAACCUCAUACGCCAUAAAGCCCUGCACUCCGGCAAAUAACCCCGCCCCCUCAGCCCAUCCUCACUAAACACCACGCGCCACCUUAAAAAAGAACAGCUUUCCUCAUAAUUAAAUACUCAGAGUGCCUGAUACACCGGAUUACCGAGUUCUGAGAAGAUUUUCCAUCUAAAACCUUUUUACUAUUUUGUAAUUGCAUAUCAUUAAAACUGUGGAGGGAUACAUCCUGCAGGAUGUAGUGCAGCAAAAAAAAAGUACCUAAAGAAAAGUAGUUCCAGAUGUUCCACUAUUUUACCUAAAAUGAUCUAAAUAAACUCUGGUGUAGAUCAGCGCUGGGUUUGGACAGUAAAUGAAACACUGGCUAUAUUUGUGUUUAGUCAUGUGACCCACUUUUGCCUCCAAUCACCAUCUCUGUAAAGAAAUUAAACAUUUCACACCAGAGCCCACACACACAUCUCCUACAUCUUCUGUUUAUGUAACGUUCUUAAAAAGUGGAAUUCCUCAAAAACUGUUGUAUAGCAGCAGAACUGUAACAGAGUAAUAAAAUACUUCUUAAUUAUUAAUAAGGAAUGUUUUACAUUAACUGCGGAUAUAAUUUACUUAUUAAAUUAGUUGUAACAAAAAGUUAAAGAACGUGUACUGAUUUAAAACUGCUAUCAAAACUGAUUUUUUUUUAAAAUAUGUAAAGAUCAGUAAAUCUGUGGGUUUUUGUUUGUUUUUAUAAAUAAAUGUUUUUCUGUGAGGUUUACACUGAUAUGAGUUCUACAGGAAGUAGAAAUAAAUUUUCCACACUGACUCAACAUCAUCCAGUAAUCAACCAGCAAAUAUAUCUAAUAUAAACAUUUCCUCUGUGCCGCUAGGAGGCGCUGUAACAUCACUGCACAUGCUGGGGUUUAAUCACUGACUUAUAAUUGCACAUUUUAGACAAUUUAGACAUUUUAGAAAAUUGUUAAUUUUCUCUAUUUUUACAUUUUAUCAAAAUUCUAAAUGUGUGGAAAUGAGUUUGUGUAUAGAAUUUAUUUCACAUUAAAAGCUAAUCUGACUGGUGAUGCAUGAGAAUAUCAAGAUAUAAGAACUGGUCUUUGACAGUCUGACAGCCUCCCUCAUAUUUAAGUCAUUUAUUUUUAAUUCAGUGUUAUGAAUGUUGUUCCUGAUGAUCCAUUAAUUAAUGUUUUUAUUUUUAAAAUCAACAUGAUGUUCCAUGUGAGUUUUCUGUUGGUAUUAGCGUUUAGCACAGUGUUAACUGUCUGGUGUUUUCUGUGUUUUUUGGAUCAGUCUAAUUACUGGAUCAGGUAAUGGAGCAGGUGAAAAACAGAAACACCAUUCUCUCAUUGGUGCAGAAAAAGAUUAAGUCCUUUAAGCUCCUCCUUGUGGGAAGUCUGGUUCACUUCUUCAGAAACACAAUUUAAUGAAACGUUUUACUUUGAGCACAUAAAUUUAUAAAAUGUUUUAUUAUUAAAUUUUAACUGUGUGAA
This is a messenger RNA of Astyanax mexicanus (Mexican tetra), 2770 nucleotides long. RefSeq names its product zinc finger and SCAN domain-containing protein 2. Gene Ontology annotation, molecular function: DNA-binding transcription factor activity, RNA polymerase II-specific; RNA polymerase II cis-regulatory region sequence-specific DNA binding. The coding region runs from base 99 to 1337 and encodes 412 amino acids. The transcript has 6 exons. The record is from RefSeq and is a predicted model, not a curated record. Gene Ontology annotation, biological process: regulation of transcription by RNA polymerase II. Lineage: Eukaryota; Metazoa; Chordata; Actinopteri; Characiformes; Acestrorhamphidae.